GGCAAGGAGGCCAUAGCAGUGGAGGCGUUCGGCAGGGCGUUGGCCCAGUUGCCGACGAUAAUCUGCGAUAACGCGGGCUUGGAUAGUGCCGAGCUGGUAUCGCAGUUGAGAUCGGAGCAUGCGAACGGCAGACAUCAGAUGGGCAUUGAUAUAAUAAAAGGGCAAAUUGCUGACGUAGUGAAGUUAGGGAUUAUCGAGUCGUUUACCGUGAAGCUUUGUAUGGUAUCGAGUGCGGCAGAGGCUGCGGAACAGAUUCUUCGCGUGGACAACAUCAUGAAGGCAGCACCACGUCCACGUGAGCCUGAUAGGAGACCGUGUUAA
Anisakis simplex (herring worm) is the source of this 321-nucleotide messenger RNA. Lineage: Eukaryota; Metazoa; Nematoda; Chromadorea; Rhabditida; Anisakidae. The record is from the annotation of a GenBank genome assembly.